UCCCCAUCCUUGCUGUCCCCACCCCCGCUGUGGCGUUCCCGUCCGUGUCCCCGCUGUCCCCGCAGGGUGUCCCCAAGCCCUUCACCGAGGUCAUCAAGGCGAACAUCGGUGACGCCCACGCCAUGGGCCAGACCCCCAUCACCUUCCUGCGCCAGGUGACAGCGCUGUGCCUGUGCCCGGAGCUCAUGGCCAACCCCGCCAUCCCCAGCGACGCCAAGGAGCGGGCGCGGCGGCUCCUGGGGGGCUGCGGCGGGCAGAGCGUGGGUUCGUACAGCGCCAGCCCGGGCGUGGAGCUGGUGCGGGAGGACGUGGCGCGGUACAUCGAGCGCCGGGACGGCGUCCCCGCCAGGGCUCAGGACAUCUUCCUGUCCACGGGCGCCAGCGAUGCCAUCGUGAACAUGCUGAAGCUGCUGGUGGCGGGCUCGGGGCAGUCGCGCACGGGGGUGCUGAUCCCGAUCCCGCAGUACCCGCUGUACUCGGCGGCGCUGGCCGAGCUGGAGGCCGUGCAGGUCAAUUAUUACCUCAACGAGGAGCGGGGAUGGGCCCUCGACGUGGCCGAGCUCAGGAGGGCGCUGGCUGAGGGCAGGAAGCGCUGCUGCCCCCGGGCGCUGUGCAUCAUCAACCCCGGGAACCCUACAGGCCAGGUGCAGAACCGGGAGUGCAUCGAGGCCGUCAUCAAGUUCGCCCACGAGGAGAAGCUUUUCCUCCUGGCUGACGAGGUGUACCAGGACAACGUCUACGCCGAGGGCUCCGCCUUCCACUCCUUCAAGAAGGUGCUGAUGCAGCUGGGACCGCCCUACUCGGAGUCGGUGGAGUUGGCCUCCUUCCACUCCGUCUCCAAGGGAUACAUGGGAGAGUGUGGACUGAGGGGGGGGUACAUGGAGGUGGUGAACCUGGACCCUGCAGUGAAGGACCAGCUGGCCAAGCUGGUGUCCGUGCGGCUCUGCCCCCCCGUGCCCGGGCAGGUGGUCCUGGACGUGGUCAUGGACCCCCCCCAGCCCGGGGACCCUUCCUACGAGAGAUUCCACGCGGAGAAGACGGCGGUGCUGAGCGCCCUGAACUGGGCUGGGCUGGGCUGAGCUGAACUGGGCUG
This is a messenger RNA of Myiozetetes cayanensis, 1093 nucleotides long. Its product is annotated as alanine aminotransferase 1-like. Gene Ontology annotation, molecular function: L-alanine:2-oxoglutarate transaminase activity; pyridoxal phosphate binding. Lineage: Eukaryota; Metazoa; Chordata; Aves; Passeriformes; Tyrannidae. The record is from RefSeq and is a predicted model, not a curated record. The transcript has 9 exons. Gene Ontology annotation, biological process: biosynthetic process. The coding region runs from base 123 to 1079 and encodes 318 amino acids.